AUAGUUAUUAUGUGUUAGCAUUUUGCACUAAACACAUUUUGAACCAGAAAUUCAUAUUUUUCAAGUGUAUGUUUAGUUGUAAGUAGUUGAAAUGGAUCGUUGGGUUGGAAAGAUUUGCGUGGUCACCGGAGCCAGUUCUGGGAUUGGAGCUUCUUUGGCUGAGAAACUCGUCGAACUUGGAGUUGUGGUUGUCGGUCUAGCAAGACGUAUGGAAAAAUUGGAGGAAUUAGCAAAAUCAUUUGCUGGAAAAGUUGGGAAAUUUCAUCCAUAUCGAUGCGACAUAACGAAGAAUGAAGAAGUCAUAAACGCAUUCAAAUGGAUAACAAGCACAAUUGGUCCUAUUUCCAUUCUCAUCAACAAUGCUGGCGUUGCUAGACAUACUACUUUACUCGAUGGAGAUGAAUCUCUUUGGAGCACGGUUAUCGACACGAAUGUGAUGGGACUCUGUCUUGCUACAAGAGAAGCUGUUAGAUCAAUGAAGACUAAUGGCAUCGACGGGCAUAUAGUGCAUAUGAACAGCGUCGGUGGGCAUUCAUCCUUUUUAGCUAACAUGUAUUCUCCGAGUAAAUUUGCUAUUACCUCCAUUACAGAGGUUAUGAGGAAAGAGUUAAUGCAAGCAGGAAGCAAAAUAAAAGUCUCGAGCAUAAGUCCCGGAUUGACCGAUACAGAUAUAUUAAAAGAAAAUAGGUAUGAAGACACACCCCUUAAAGAUUUGCCGUUACUUAAGCCAGAAGACGUUGCUAAUUCCAUUCUGCACAUACUUGGUACUCCACCUCACGUCCAAAUUCACGACUUAAUGAUAAAACCAAUUGGUGAAUUUUUUUGAAUAAUUAUUCUGCAAUUAAUAAUAGACAUAACUAAAUAAAAU
Nicrophorus vespilloides is the source of this 868-nucleotide messenger RNA. Its product is annotated as farnesol dehydrogenase-like. The record is from RefSeq and is a predicted model, not a curated record. The transcript has 5 exons. The coding region runs from base 92 to 826 and encodes 244 amino acids. Lineage: Eukaryota; Metazoa; Arthropoda; Insecta; Coleoptera; Silphidae.